Molecule: messenger RNA, 1771 nt
Organism: Thrips palmi
Lineage: Eukaryota; Metazoa; Arthropoda; Insecta; Thysanoptera; Thripidae
Exons: 12
Coding region: 1-1680 (559 amino acids)
Source: RefSeq, a predicted model, not a curated record
AUGGCUUCAGAUGAGGAAGAGGAGGUCCCUAACAGAGGAUUUAGAGGAAGGAUUAGGAGGGGCGGUGGCAUUGGCCGCAAGAGGAAAGGAUCCUGGAAGCAGGACAGCAGAAGUGCCUCCGCUUCAUCUAAUAAGUCUGCUUCUUCCGAAGCAGAUGCUAGUAUGAAUCCUAGUCUGAAUGCCACAAAAUGUAGCAGGCCUCUUGGUGAAGCUCACCUCAUUUGUUCAGCUUCUGAAGAAGACUUUUCUACUACUGCAUCAGAGUUUCAAGUAGACUCGAGUGAUGAAGAUGUUGAUCUGGUUGAGUUAAAUGUACCAAAGAAAAAGAGAAGGAGAACAUUCUUAUCACGUGAAAGAAAACGGCCUCCCAGAACAAUUGGUUUUAUAAAUAUUGAAGAUAGAAUGACAAGUGAAAGUGAGAUUGAAAGUGAGAGUAAUGAUGAACCAAAUCAAGCAAACACUCAAAGUACAGAAAAAAUUAUCGAGAGUAAUGAUGAACCUAAUCAAGCAAACACUGAAAGUAAAGAAAAAAUUACUGAGCCCUCUGUGUUUGAAGGUGUGGACUGGUCAGACUUUGACAUUGGUAUGUCGCCUGAUGUUUCUACACCUAGCCUUCCUAUCACAGCUCCGACUGAAUCUGAUUCAAACAUUUUAAGUGAGAGUGAAACAAGUCAAUGUGAAACCAGUGCCAAACAGACUAAAGAGACCCAGGCUUCAGAAACUAUUGAUGCAGAGAUUCAGAAUGAUCCGCCUGUUGACUCUAGGAUAUUUUCUGGCAGUUCUGCAUCUGGCCUUCUUGUCACAGCUCUGGCAGAAUCAGACUCUCAUUUUUCAAGCCAGAGUGAAACUACUCUCUGUGAAACUAGUGCCAAACAGAUUAAAGAUACAAAGGCUUCAGAAACUACUGAUGCUGGGAUUCAGAAUGAACCUCCUGUUGACCCCAAGAUAUUUCCUGGUAGUUCUCCAUCUGGCCUUGUCACAUCUCUGGCAGAAUCAGACUCUCAUUUUUCAAGCCAGAGUGAAACUACUCUCUGUGAAACUAGUGCCAAACAGAUUAAAGAUACAAAGGCUUCAGAAACUACUGAUGCUGGGAUUCAGAAUGAACCUCCUGUUGACCCCAAGAUAUUUCCUGGUAGGUUUCCAUCUGGCCUUGUCACAUCUCUGGCAGAAUCAGACUCUAAUGUUUCAAGACAGUGUGAAACUACACUCUGUGAAACUAGUGCCAAACAGAUUAAAGAUACAAAGGCUUCAGAAACUACUGAUGCUGGGAUUCAGAAUGAACCUCCUGUUGACCCCAAGAUAUUUCCUGGUAGUUCUCCAUCUGGCCUUGUCACAUCUCUGGCAGAAUCAGACUCUAAUGUUUCAAGACAGUGUGAAACUACUCUUAGCAAAGAAAACACUAAUCAGACCAAGGAAACCGAAACUUCAGAACCUGAUGCUGGAGUUCAGAAAAAACCAUCAGCCUUGGAGCCUGAUAUCUUUGUUUUAACUUUAGUGGACAAUUUAAAGUUGUUACUGCCAAAAGGUUGGCAGACCGAAAUUUUGGAAAACAAUGUAUUGCGACUGAUGAAACUCAACACCACAAAAAUGCUGCUGUCCAAAACUGCAUUUACUACGACCACACCAAUGGGUCUGUUGGCUUGUUUGUGCAGGGUAUGCCUGUUCCAAGAGAAAAUGUAGUCUUUGAUUGUCAAACCAUUCCUGAUCCCCAAAAUAUUGGCAGUUUGGCUGAUUAUUUGUUUGAGCUGGUGACAAGACUUCAAGGAUUCAA